Messenger RNA from Schizosaccharomyces osmophilus, 1668 nucleotides. It is a transcript of the gene ndi1, whose product is annotated as internal mitochondrial NADH dehydrogenase (ubiquinone) Ndi1. The transcript has a single exon. Gene Ontology annotation, molecular function: NADH dehydrogenase activity. Lineage: Eukaryota; Fungi; Ascomycota; Schizosaccharomycetes; Schizosaccharomycetales; Schizosaccharomycetaceae. The coding region runs from base 1 to 1668 and encodes 555 amino acids. The record is from RefSeq and is a predicted model, not a curated record.
AUGGCUUCUUCAUUAAGAUUACGACCUCAAAGCGCGCUGAAGCUAGCAAGAGCUUCCGGAUGGCAGAAGAAUGCCAUCUUGCUCCGUCGCUCAUUCCAGUCUUCGACUGCUAUUCGCGCCAAUGAAAAAGCACCCAUGCAGAGAUCCAGUUUGGGAUCCCGCUUAUGCGAAGUCAUGGAAGUGGCCUCUAGUCUUUCUUUAUUAACAGGUGUGGCUGUUUUACAAUCCCUUCGUGGCGUCGUCGCUUCUUCCAAUACCGUCGCUGCUGUAGGCUCUCCAAAACGGACCCUUGUCGUUUUGGGAUCCGGUUGGGGUGCAAUUUCCAUCUUAAAGAACAUAGAUACCUCUUUGUACAAUGUAAUUGUCGUUAGUCCUCGCGACCACUUUCUUUUUACCCCCAUGCUUCCCUCUUGUACGGUCGGAACUUUGCGUUUGACUAGUAUUACCGAACCUUUAGUAUCCCUCUUGCAGGACAAACUCCCUCCCACCGCUAUCCAUCAAGCCGAAUGUUCCUCCAUAGAUUCCAAGGGCAAGAAACUUGUUAUCCGCGGUACUACUCCCGCCAACAAGGAUGUUGAGACUGAAUUGCCUUAUGAUGAUUUGGUAGUUGCCGUCGGUGCUACAAACCAAUUCUUUGGACUUCAAGGUGUGAAGCAACAUGGCUGCUUCUUAAAGGAAGCUGAAGAUGCCAAGAAGGUAUUUACUAAGGUUUCCAACACUCUGGAGCAAGUACGUUUCAACAAGACUUUGACUCCUGAAGACCGUUCUCGUCUUUUGCACUUUACUGUCGUUGGUGGUGGCCCCACUGGUAUGGAAUUCGCUGCUGAAAUGCGUGACUACAUUGACAGUGAUAUCCGUACCAUGUUCCCUGAACUUUACAAGGAAGUCCGUAUCACACUUAUUGAAGCUGCUCCCAAGGUUUUGCCCAUGUUUACCAAGCAAUUAGUUCAGUACACUGAAGGUCUUUUCAAGGAUAUCCGCAUCAACAUCAUGACUCAAGCCCUUGUGAAAGAUGUGAAUGAGAAGGAAUUGGUUAUCCAAAAGACCAAUGCCGAUGGCUCCAAGACAAUUGAGAACAUUCCUUACGGACUUUUGGUCUGGGCUGCUGGUAUUACUGCCCGUGACUUGACUCGUCAAUUGAUGUCUACUAUUCCAGAGCAAAGUGGUGCUCGUAGAGGUUUGAUGAUUGAUGAAUUCUUCCGUGUAAAGGGUAUGCCUGAUACCUAUGCCAUUGGUGACUGUGCUUUCUCUGGAUUGCCUGCCACUGCUCAAGUCGCUCACCAGCAAGGUGAUUGGUUAGCUGCUAAUCUCAACAAGUCCGGAAAGGCCAAUGCUUUGAAGCACAGAAUUGAAGUCAUGGAGAAGCAACUUGGUGAAAAGAAGACUGACCAAGAAUUUUCUGUUUUGAAGAAAGAGCUCGCCAACACUCAAUUGCAGGCUUUCCAAUACAACCACCAAGGUGCCAUGGCUUAUGUUGGACACGACAAGGCUAUUGCUGAUUUGAAGGUUCCUUAUUUCAACAAGAUUCUUCCUUUGCACGGCAAUUGGGGAAAUACCUUCUGGAGACUUGCUUAUUUGAACCAAUUGGUUUCUGGUCGCUCUCAAUUUUUGGUUCUUUUCGACUGGCUCAAAGCAAGACUCUUUGGACGUUUUGAUGCAAAGGUUUAA